AUGGCAAGUCUCAAAGUUGCAGAAAGUCACAUGUCCACUCUUCUUGAUGAUCCUCCAGUAGCAGACAACAAGUUCAAAUCAAUGAUGUACAUGCUAAGGGAGUGUUGCAUCUCAACUGCACUUACAUGGAACCCCAUCAUUUAUCUAAACCUGAUCAACGAAUUAUGGAGAUCUGCAAGUGUCAAGACUGGAGACAAUGGAUUAGUGAAAAUUGAAGCUUCUAUCAGGGGACGCAAUAUUGUUAUCUCUGAGCAAUUCAUUAGCGAUAUCUUGAAGAUUGAGCAUCAAGAUGCUUACCUGACUGAUAUAGAUCUGAGAGUUGUUGAUGAGUAUCUCGAGAAGUUGGGAUACUAG
Molecule: messenger RNA, 354 nt
Organism: Lactuca saligna
Lineage: Eukaryota; Viridiplantae; Streptophyta; Magnoliopsida; Asterales; Asteraceae
Source: the annotation of a GenBank genome assembly